AUGGCAAAGGCGAUGACCAGCGUUCCAGAUCCUGGCUCUGGCCGCGUCAAGCAUAUGGUACAGGCCUUCGAGAGCCUACUCAACAUCUCCGGCGCCACCUCAGAUGCAGAAAGGGCCGGUGAGGGCUCAUGGGCGCUGCCCGGGUUGCAGCUGUGGAAGGAGAAGCCUGAAGAGGCUGAUCUGGGGUUCCCACCAGUGUCGGUGUUCUCUUCGGCUGAUUUCCAGAAUGCAGGGUCUAAUCAACUCUGCUCGUCACUAGAUGGAAACACCGACAGGUUGAGCUGGGACAGCAGAACAUCGGCUGGCGAGUGCAGGGACAGGAGAAGCUCAGCUGAGUCACUAAGGACCAGAACAUCGGCGGGCGGGCGCAGGAGCAGGAGAAACUCGUCUGAGUCACUAAGGAGCAGCUGGAACAAAAAGCUCAAGGUCACCAGCCAGCAUCCAUUCAAGUUGAGGACUGAGCAAAGGGGAAAAUUUAAAGAACAACAGUUCGUUCAAAAGGUUCAAGAGAUGCUUGUAGAGGAAGAGAAAAGGCGUAUUCAUAUUGCGCAAGGAUUGCCAUGGACUACCGAUGAACCCGAGUGCUUGAUAAAGCCUGCAAUCAAAGAAAGAACAGAGCCGAUAGACCUUGUUUUGCAUAGCGAUGCUCGUGCACUUGAACGUGCAGAAUUUGAUCAUCAUGUUUUGGAGAGGAACAAGUUCGCUGAGCAACAAAGGCUAGAAUGGGAAAGGCAACAGGAAUUAGAGGAAGAAGAAAGGAUUAGGCAACUGAGGAGGACUGAGCUAAUUCCUAAAGCUCAACCCAUGCCAUACUUUGACCGCCCCUUCAUCCCCAAAAGGUCGACAAAACCGACUACAGUUCCUGUGGAACCUAAAUUCCACCUCAGGCCAGAAAAGCUAUCCUGUUACUGUCGACAGCGAUGUAUGGAGCUUGGAAAGCUGAAUCCUCAACAGCAGUGCCAACAUCCACUAUGGCAAUCGAGAAAUGCAGAGCAUCGACACACAUGA
Messenger RNA from Miscanthus lutarioriparius, 1008 nucleotides. The record is from the annotation of a GenBank genome assembly. NCBI's taxonomy places the organism in Eukaryota, Viridiplantae, Streptophyta, Magnoliopsida, Poales, Poaceae.